AUGAGCGUACACUCGCUUGAUUAUGCGCAGCACGGUGCUCCACGAUCCGAUGUCGAUGUUGAGGCGGGUCGCCCGUCAGUCAGCUCCCAAGUCUCUCCGACAGGAAGAGAAAGAGAGGAAACUUCGUUUCCCGCUUUCACCACAGCAGCAGCACGAGUGAACUCCACCGAGACAACAAAACGCCGAGCCAGACGCAAUACUGCCCGCUCAUACCACCCCGAGGGGUUCGCACAAGAUCCCAAUUGGCAGCCAGGAACCGAACCCGGCAUUGACCCAACCAAGCCGCUACCGCCGUACACGUCAGAAUGGGCGUCCAACAUACCCGCGGACCUACACCGACGCUGCCAGAUUACAGUGGUGGAUUUCUCACAACAUGGAAUGCGACAGUACGAGCUGGACAAUGACACACUGGAGCAAUUCUUGGAGCGUGAGAGAGAGCCAUGGGUGCAAUGCCGGUGGAUCAAUGUCAAUGGGUUGAGCUGGGAUGUGAUUAAGAUUCUUGGAAAUCAUAAGAGAUUGCAUCGGCUCGCAAUUGAGGAUGUUGUCCAUACCACUAACCGCACGAAAGCGGAUUGGUACUCAGACCAUGCCUUCGUCGUACUGACAUUACAAAAGUUGAUGAAGAUACAAGAAGAAGACUCCUCUGAUCCGGAAGGUGAGGAGCAAAAUUCGAUCAGUCGAUGGAAGUCAAGGGACCGGAAAAGCUCUGUGGUCAGCGACAAGAGCUCGAUUUCGUUGAAGCGGCCCACGAAGUGGAAUGUUAUCAUGGCGGCAUUGAAGGACAUUUUCCGAUUCAGAACCUCCACGAGACGUGAAUACAAGGAUAAGGCGACUUAUGGAUCGAGCGUUCGUCCUGGCCCUGGACAAACUUCAAAACAGAACUCCCAUUUUGGAAAUGUUGGGACCGCCACAGAAACGACUGCCAGGAGUCUUCAGCGAUAUCGCGGUGGUCCCAAUGAGGAUCGAAUUGAGUUUAUGGAACGCCAUGCUGUACUUUCUGCCAAAGGACUAUGUGUCACUUUAGAACAAGUCUCGAUCUUCUUACAUGCCGAUAAUACGGUUACGUCCCUUUUCGAAACGAGCGCGGAUGACAUCGAGGCGCCAAUUGUCAGGCGCCUCACGUCGCCUGAAACUAUUCUUCGACAGUCAUGCGAUGCCAGUAUGCUUUUGCAGGCCAUUCUCGAUGCCGUGAUUGAUCUUGCUAUUCCAGUCACGAUGGCAUAUCAAGAUGCUAUCGGAGACCUCGAGCUGGAGGUCCUGACUGAUCCAGACAUUGAACAGUCAAAGUCUUUGUAUAUUUUGACGUCUGAGAUUGCUGUUCUGCGGAACUCCAUGCAGCCUAUGGUCGCUGUGAUUAAUGCUCUUCGUGACCACCGGUCUGAACCUGUCGGCACACCAGGCUUUGGUGUUUUGCGGAAUCCGCUUAGCCCAUGUGUGACUCCUGCGGAACCUAUUGAUCCUCGCCCGCAUGUCGGCACUGUAACGCCAAAUCUGAAGAGUAUUGGAGGCACAACUGUUACGAUCAGCUCUAUGUGCCAUACAUAUUUGGGCGAUGCCCUAGAUCAUUGCAUUACCAUUGUUGAAGGGUACGAUCAGAUGCGGCGCAACGCUGAUAACAUGAUUGACCUCAUUUUCAAUACCAUUGGUGCUUACCAGAACGAAAGUAUGAAGCAGCUUACUCUUGUGACUUGUCUUUAUCUUCCUAUGACGUUCUUAACAGGUUAUUUCGGAAUGAACUUCACACGUUUCGGGGCAAUCGAAAACAAUGAAGGAUAUUUCUGGAAGAUUGCAGUACCAUUUGUCUGCGCUACGAUUUUCCUCCUAAUGCGAGAUAAAAUCCAACGCUACGCUGUCAUGCUCGCUCAGCGACGCUUGAUUGUCAGCUCAAGGAAGCAGAGAAGAGAGAGGAAAAAGAAAUAG
Messenger RNA from Penicillium egyptiacum, 1920 nucleotides. Lineage: Eukaryota; Fungi; Ascomycota; Eurotiomycetes; Eurotiales; Aspergillaceae. The record is from the annotation of a GenBank genome assembly.